UUAGAUGCGCCAUCUCCCUGCGCGCUACUCGGCACCUGACGGCAACGUUGCUUGUUUUUUUCCAUUAAUUUUUCCAGACGCGUCAUUAAUCCGCCCUCCCAAAAAUCCGCAACAAUUUGUGAGGGGUUUCUGUGAUUUCAGACGUGUGAGCAAUAAAUACAACAGCACGUGUAUUGGGCGGUCACGGGCACACGGUGUUCACGUGGCCGAGGACCAACACAACACAGCGCAGCGCUGGCGAAGACUGCCACAAGACAUCUAGAGCCCGCUUUAAUCGACAACCUCGCAGCCAUGGACCUCGAAGUGGAAUCGGCGGACGUGAUCCGUCUGAUCAUGCAGUAUCUGAAGGAAAAUAAUUUGCACCGCACUCUGGCGAUGCUUCAAGAGGAGACGGCGGUGUCGCUCCACACGGUGGACAGCAUCGACAGCUUCAUCUCAGACAUCAACAACGGCCAGUGGGAUAUCGUGCUGCUAGCGAUCCAGUAUCUCAAACUUCCCGACAAGCUGCUCAUUGACCUGUACGAACAGAUUGUGCUGGAGCUGAUUGAGUUGGGCGAGCUGGGAGCCGCUCAGUGUUUACUGAAGCAAACCGAUCCCAUGAUCAUGCUGAAGCACACUCAACCCGAGCGUUACUCGCACAUGGAGAGCCUUCUCACCAAGCCUGUUUUUGACUCGCAAGAGGCGUAUCAAGUGGGCAGCAGUAAAGAAAAGCGCAGGCUGGCUAUCGCUCAAGCUUUUGCAGGAGAAGUCUGUUUGGUGCCACCUUCUCGUCUCAUGGCUCUUCUGGGCCAGGGCCGUAUAUGUGAGGGGGCUUUAUACAGGUUACAGGAAACCAAAGCACUAAGGCAGUUUGGCUCAUUAGCAAUGCUGUCACUGAAGUGGCAGCAGCACCAGGGUCUCUUACCUCCAGGUAUGUCUUUGGAACUGUUCCGGGGCAAAGGUGCACUGAAAGACAUGGAGGAAGAGCGCUUCCCAACUCAGCUCAGUCGCCUCAUAAAGUUUGGACCAAAGUCCCAUGUAGAGUGUGCGCGAUUCUCUCCUGAUGGACAGUACUUGAUUACUGGAUCUGUUGAUGGUUUCAUUGAAGUCUGGAACUUCACCACUGGUAAAAUUCGGAAGGAUCUGAAGUACCAAGCUCAGGAUAAUUUCAUGAUGAUGGAUGAGGCUGUUUUGUGUCUGGCAGUAAGUCACGACUCUGACAUGAUCGCCUCUGGAGCUCAGGAUGGAAAGAUACAGGUGUGGAGGAUUCUGAACGGGACGUGCCUGAAUAGAAUAGAACGAGCCCACAGCAAAGCGGUCACCUGUGUCUGCUUCAACAAGGACAGCAGUCAAUUACUAAGUACCUCCUUUGACCAGAUCAUCAGGCUUCAUGGUUUGAAAUCAGGAAAAAUGCUGAAGGAGUUUAGAGGCCAUACGGCUCACAUCAAUGACGUCAUCUUCUCACACGAUGGCCACCAUAUCAUCAGCGCGUCAGCAGAUGGCACAGUAAAGGUCUGGAGCAUGAAGACAAUGGAUUGCACCCACACAAUAAAAACCCCUGACAUUCCCGAGGGCACGGACAUCACCGUUAACAACGUUGUGCUUGUCCCAAAGACUCCCGAGCACUUUGUAGUGUGCAAUAGGACCAACACGGUGGUUGUUACGAACAUUCACGGCCAGGUGAUGAGGAGUUUCUGUUCAGGAGUAAGAGAGGGGGCAGACUUUGUUUGCUGCACGUUGUCUCCACGUGGAGAGUGGAUUUAUUGUGUGGGAGAAGACUAUGUGCUGUACUGCUUCAGCACCAUCACUGGCAAGCUUGAGAGAACCCUCACGGUACAUGAAAAAGAUGUGAUCGGCAUAACUCACCACCCCCAUCAGAAUCUCAUCGCCACUUACAGCGAGGAUGGCCUACUCAAACUCUGGAAGCCUUGAGUCUCGUCUUUUCAUAAUACGGACUUGUGUUUUAUGUUCCAGACUUGUGGUAUUCCAGCACACAUACAUAUAUGUCUCUGCCUUUAUACGCCUGCUAUGACGUCGGUCUUCCAUUUAAAGUGCUCCAAAACAUUCACGUUUCUGUUGAACCUUAGCAUCAUGCACUGAGAUGAAGGACCUCUUCGACAUCUGAAGCGAACGACAUCCAAUUUUCGUAAAACUAGCGUUCCUCUGAAACUUCUAGUGGAGAACAAUUAAAACUGCAUGGAUGUACUGGUCUUUUUGCUAUUAUUAAGGGCUUUGUAGUAUUGUCUGUGAUAAUAUCUGCAUGCAAGAUUUAGCAUCGACAUUAAUGUGGUAAAUAUACUGGUUUUCUUUCCAGACUAUUCUUUUGAGAUCUUACACGUGAAUGUAUGUAAUUUCUUUGAUCACUUUGGCCAAAGACAAAUAAUUAUUGUGUUCCCGCUCAUAAUGUGACCUCGCACUAGUCUUGGACUCAUUGAGGACAUUUUCACAUAUUUGUACUUGUGUACAUUUAGAAUUCUGAUAUGUUUAGAAUUCAUAUGGUACAAUAUUGUGUUGAUUAUAACGGUUCAGUGUGUUUUAACACUCAACCAAGCACAUCUACUUGUACUGCAUGCAGGUGAACAUAUUAUGCAGUUAUUGCAAUACUGUAUGAAGUAAUCAGUAUGUUUAUAUUCUGAUAAUUACAGAUUAUUUUUUAUCGAGGAUAUUCAAAAUUUUUGUUGAAUAUUGGUAUAACACUACUUUACAGUGUAAGUCUCUUGAGUAUCUUGCAGUGUUGGUAAAUAAUGUGCUGAUAUUGCUGCAGUUUAAUUAAAAUUCAAGCAUGAAUAAUUCAUGACGAUCUUUUAAUGAA
Messenger RNA from Puntigrus tetrazona (Sumatra barb), 2791 nucleotides. It is a transcript of the gene smu1b, whose product is annotated as SMU1 DNA replication regulator and spliceosomal factor b. Bases 292 to 1911 code for a protein of 539 amino acids. Gene Ontology annotation, cellular component: precatalytic spliceosome. Gene Ontology annotation, biological process: mRNA splicing, via spliceosome. Gene Ontology annotation, molecular function: protein binding. The transcript is spliced from 13 exons. Lineage: Eukaryota; Metazoa; Chordata; Actinopteri; Cypriniformes; Cyprinidae. The record is from RefSeq and is a predicted model, not a curated record.